Suncus etruscus (white-toothed pygmy shrew) is the source of this 1130-nucleotide messenger RNA. It is a transcript of the gene GPX3, whose product is annotated as glutathione peroxidase 3. The record is from RefSeq and is a predicted model, not a curated record. Gene Ontology annotation, molecular function: glutathione peroxidase activity. Gene Ontology annotation, biological process: response to oxidative stress. The transcript has 5 exons. NCBI's taxonomy places the organism in Eukaryota, Metazoa, Chordata, Mammalia, Eulipotyphla, Soricidae.
ACCAGAACCCAGGGCCACCUCACUCAGGCUGCAGAGGUCUCAGAGUCACACGCCCCAGCCAUGGCCCGGCUGUUUGGUGCAGCCUGUCUUCUCCCCCUGCUCCUCGCUGGCUUCUGCCGGGGACAGGACUCUAAGGUGGACUGCCAGGAUGGCGUAACUGGCACCAUCUACGACUAUGGAGCCCUGGCCAUCGACGGUGAGGAAUACAUCCCCUUCAAGAACUACGAGGGCAAGUACGUCCUCUUUGUCAACGUGGCCAGCUUUUGAGGCUUGACGGGCCAGUACGUUGAACUGAAUGCACUGCAGGAGGAGCUGGAGCCCCACGGGCUGGUCAUCCUGGGCUUCCCCUCCAACCAAUUCGGAAAGCAGGAGCCAGGAGAGAACGCGGAGAUCCUGGCCAUCCUCAAGCACGUCCGGCCUGGUGGCGGCUUUAUCCCCAAGUUCCAGCUCUUUGAAAAAGGGGACGUGAAUGGGGACAAGGAGCAGAAGGUGUUCACGUUCCUGAAGAAUGCCUGCCCGCCCACCACAGAGUUGGUGGGCCAGCCCGCGCGCCUCUUCUGGGAGCCCAUGAAGGUGCGUGACAUCCGCUGGAACUUCGAGAAGUUCCUGGUGGGGCCCAAUGGUGUCCCCAUCAUGCGCUGGCACCACCGCACCCAGAUCAGCACCAUCAAGGCAGACAUCCUGGCCUACAUAAAGCAGGCAGCGCCAGAAGCCGGGAAGUAACUGAACUCCUCCCGACAGAGGGACCCACUCAGGAAGAAGCACCUCUCCAGACACCCAACAUCUGCCCCUUUCCUUCCUCUCCUGACUUCAUGGACUCACUGCCAUCCAGCCCAGGACAGAAGCAGCUCUUGGACCAACUGUUCAGCCUGGCCCUCCCCGAACCCUGUACCCCACCAGCCUGCCCCCUUCCUGUCCUCCUGCCCCACGGUGACCCCAAGAGCAGCCAGGGUGACAGUUCCCUGUGGGGGCGUCUCCAUGACGGCGGGGCCCGAAGCCCAUGGGCGGGCCUCCCCCGAACCGUAUGCAGCCGGGCCUUUGUGCAUUCAGGCCGAGCCACAGACGGUGAUGCCACCCAGGCAGCUGCCCCUGGCCAGACUCUCCCAUGCCCAGUAAAGUCCUCCGCAGCA